ACACACACACACGCACACACGCACACACGAACCUGCCUGCCCGCUCGCUCUCGAUCGGACCUGCCCCCGCCCUCUCCCCCUCCUCGACACCCUUCAACCAUGUCCGAGAAGACUUCCCUCCACUCCUUCCACUCUUCCGGGACGCUGCUGGCCCUGGUGUCCCCGGACAACCGCAUCUACAUCUGGGAUGUCCUCACCUCGACCAUCAAGUUCGAGUAUGCCUCCAAGAACCAUCUGAUCGAGAAAAUCACCUCCCUCUCUUGGGGCUUCUGCACUGCCGGCGGCAAGCGCUCGCGCGAGGGGAAGACCGCCGCCAAGGACAUCUGCCUGGCCUUUGGCACCAGCACCGGCUCGGUCUACGUCCUGAGCGUCCCGCGCGCUGAGAUUGUCAACACUUUCUCCAGCAUGCACCCCGACGCCGUGAGCUCUAUCGAGUUCGAGCAUGACAGCCCGACCGCCUAUUCGCUCGGUGUGUCCGGAUCCGUGUGUCAUUGGAACGCUGCCACUGGCAAGACCCUCUCUUCUUCCAAGGUGGACUCGACCAACAUGAGCGCCCUUGCCUUGUCCUCGAGCAGCGAGCAGAUUGCUCUGGCCUCCUCCAACAUCAAGCUCUCCCCCAAGGCCGACCUCGCUGCUGUCUCUCAGUCCUUCACCGGCCAUGUGAGCCCUGUGUCCCGGCUGCGCUUCUCCCCGAGCGCCGGCCACCUCCUGUCGAUGGCCUCGCAGGAUCGCUCAAUCUCCGUCUGGGACACUGCUUCUGGUGCUCGAGUUGCCGGCCUCUCCAUGACCUCGGUUCCCGUGUCUUUCGACGUGAUCCGCUCUCCGGUCGAGGGUGACAAUGCCCCGAUCCAUGUCGCCACUAUCACCGAAACCGGUGAGGUGCAUGUCUUCAAUGUUGCCCUCUCUGGCAAGGAGUCCGGCGGCAAGCCCAAGCGUGCCACCAUCAACCCGGCGGCGACCUUUGACUUCCGUGACCAGUCCAAUCAGCUCAACCAGAGCGCCAAGCGUCACACCUCCACCGAUUCGCGCAUUCCCGUCCUGGCGGUUUGCUUCGCGCAGGAGGGUCGCCGCCUGCUUCUGGCCCGCGGCUCCAUCAACCGCAUCGUCUUCGAGGAGAUCCAAUAUGUCACCAGCGACAACAAGUUCAUCCCCAGUGGCAGCUUCAUGCGGAUGCCGACCGUGCUCGAUGGCGCGUCGACCGCCCCUCGCGUGGUCCAGUCUGUCUCGGUGGAUGGCGACAAGAAGGCCGUCAAGGUGAUCGAUGCCACCUUCGUGUCGGUCGCCCGGCCCUCGGCACAGGAGCGCCUGGACACGCGUUCCCUGUCGGAGCGCAUCAAGGAGGUGCAGAUGGUGGAGGCGGCCAUGCCGGCCGGUAGCCAGCCGCUGGUCAUGCCGGAGGGUGGUGCCGGCGGCCGCGGCGCGUCCAAGUCGCACUCGCUGGCGGUGGUUUUGUCGCAGGCGCUGCAUUCGCAGGACCAGCAGCAGCUGGCCUUUGUUUUUGAGCAGACCAGCCAGCAGCUGGUGGAGAACACCAUCCGCAAGCUCCCCACCAGCCACAUCCUGCUGCUGAUCAAGGCCCUGGUCGAGCGCUUCCAGAACAAGCCCACCCGCGGCCAGAAGCUCAUCAUCUGGCUGCGCGCCACCCUGGUCAUCCACUCUUCCUACCUGAUGACUGUCCCGGAUCUGGUCACCCGCCUUGGCCCGCUGUACGCCCUCGUGGAUAGCCGUCUGAGCAGCUUCAAGCGUCUGCUUCGUCUGUCCGGCCGUCUUGACCUGAUUGUGUCGCAGAUUGCCCAGGCCAGCCAGGACCAUGAUGAGGAUGCCUUCUCCUCGAGCGCGACCUUUACCCUGAACGAGUCCGACGAUGAUGGCGACAUCUCCGAGGAGGAUCUGACCGAAAGCGUCCUCCGUGGUGAGGACGACGAGGAGAACGAUGACGACCUGGACAUUGUUGAUAACACCCUGCGGGAGGGUAUCGACUAUGACCCGGCCGACUAUGACGAUGACACCCAGAUGGACGACGACGAAUUUGACAUGUAGACUAGCCUUUUUCUUUUGAGAUCUGAGCGCGUGUGUGCGCGCGUGCACAAAAGACAGCGGGCGAGGGGGGCCCGGCCAUGCUCUCUUUCUUCUUUCUCCCUCCUCUCUCCCUCUCGGCCGGACCCCCUCUCCUCGGGGCUUCCCCCUUCACAAUAAAAAUCCCCUUCAUGAUGGAGUUAGGUGUGUGCGUCAU
This is a messenger RNA of Fonticula alba, 2233 nucleotides long. RefSeq lists its product as hypothetical. Gene Ontology annotation, cellular component: nucleolus. Bases 100 to 2040 code for a protein of 646 amino acids. Gene Ontology annotation, biological process: maturation of SSU-rRNA from tricistronic rRNA transcript (SSU-rRNA, 5.8S rRNA, LSU-rRNA). NCBI's taxonomy places the organism in Eukaryota, Rotosphaerida, Fonticulaceae. The record is from RefSeq and is a predicted model, not a curated record. Gene Ontology annotation, molecular function: protein binding. The transcript is spliced from 11 exons.